Arabis nemorensis is the source of this 294-nucleotide messenger RNA. The record is from the annotation of a GenBank genome assembly. NCBI's taxonomy places the organism in Eukaryota, Viridiplantae, Streptophyta, Magnoliopsida, Brassicales, Brassicaceae.
AUGGCUCGAAAGAAGAGAAUGCAUAUUCUGGAAGCAAAAAGGAUUCGGAAAGAUGUAUCAUUCUACAUGUGUCGAAGAAUUAGUGUAUUUAGUGCUGCCACUAGACGUCGACGGGUUAGAAAAGGAACAAGUUCCUUGAAUUCUACCAGUGGGUUAAUAGGUGCUUUGUCUGAUACGUGCGCUGUGGUCGAAGGUUCUAAGUAUGGCCUUAUGAGCAAUGGUAUAAUAUUUACUCGUGUCCCAUAUGGUAUUACCAUCAUAGGGAUCCUACUUUGUGGUUUGGGAAACGCAUAA